GGGUGUGGUUGUUACAAGGUGCAAUAAAAAUUUUAUUUUUGAGGAAAAGGCCAAAAGGGAGGGAAAGAAAGACCAGAAAAAGCCCAAAGCUAUGCCUCUCGGCCGUUGUCCCCUGCCUCCUGAUCCUGGCUACGAGAAAACAUCAAAUUAUUAUCCACCAGAAACUCUGGAUGGAGAUUAUUCUCCUCCUGGUCGCAUCAGGCCUGAAGCAAGAGAGAUAGCGAGUAGACACACCAAAGGAGUAAUUGCAAUGAUUCUAUCAAAUGAAGGAAUGAGCAGAGAACCAUCAUCUACCAGGAAAAAAUUAAUAUACUCAACAGAUAAAGAGACUCCAAAGAAUCAUUCGGCAGCUAACAAGAGACGUAUUCGUGAGAUUCAGGUGAGGUGUCAGUCGAGACAAAGGGAGCAGAGCAUAUCGGCAGAAAGACUCCUCCCACCUCGUCAAGACAAGUACAGUCACGUGACAUCAAAACUGGGACAUUACCUACCACGACAGUCUUCAUCUGGUGCUACAGUCCAGUGUGGGGAAAGAGGAGAGAGAGGGAGAGAGAAUGAAGCGCCUUCAGCUCCUACUGCUUCACAAUACAGCAACAGAUUACUACAAUCAAUGUCAGGGACUAAUGUUGAAGCACAGCCUAAAGAAAGGUCAUCAACAUUGCAGCAGCAUAGCAGUCAGUCUGAGACCAGACCUGCUAAGCUAAAAAGAAACUUUAUUCUUGAAAAUAUAACAAGUGCUUCUUGUCACACGAUAAAGCAGCAGCCAAAGGUUGUUGAGUUGAAUGAAGAAACAGCAAAAAGAGAUAGAAUUGACAAGUCAUACAAGAAAGGAACUGUCCCAAAAUAUUUAUUAGAGAGGAAAGAAGAAUGGAGGAGAGAAGAGAAGGAGAGACUCGCCAGUUUACCAGACCCCACAGUUCCACCUGGUCAUGUUGUCAUGUCAACUUCAGAUAGACUGAAGACACUGGAGACUCUCAAGCAACAUCAAGAUGAGUUGCUUAAGGAGCUACAGUCUCUCUCUUUGACGGCUGAUACUUUGAGAAUAAAUGUUAAACGGAAUCAGUUGGAAUCAAGACUGAUCGAGAUCGAAGAUGCCAUUAAGAUUUUCUCAAAAAGACGAGUCUUUGUUAAAGUUGAUGAAUGAAAGUUCAACUUAUUAUUAUUAAUACUAUAGUCACUAUAUUUACCAAUUAUUAAUUACCAUGUAUCACUUCAAAAUUAUUCUUUAACAGUAGUAUUCUUAUCUUA
Amphimedon queenslandica is the source of this 1245-nucleotide messenger RNA. RefSeq names its product enkurin domain-containing protein 1-like. The transcript has 7 exons. NCBI's taxonomy places the organism in Eukaryota, Metazoa, Porifera, Demospongiae, Haplosclerida, Niphatidae. Bases 92 to 1141 code for a protein of 349 amino acids. The record is from RefSeq and is a predicted model, not a curated record. Gene Ontology annotation, cellular component: cytoplasmic microtubule.